AUGGCGCAGUCUACUAAACGGACCGACGAUUUACGUAUAGAUGCUUUUGAUGGUCAUUCUGAAGAAUGGACUUACUGGCUCGAACGUUUCAAGAUUGCAUUACGAAACAGAGGAAUCAAGAAUGAGGAUACAAAACGAGACUUGUUGCUAGGGAACCUUGGACCUCAACCCUUCAAGCUAGUAUUUGACCACGCACGACCUGAUCCCGUCAGUAAUCUUCACUUUACAGGAGUUAUUGAUAUACUUAAGAAAUACUACACACAAAAAUCCGCACCACUAUCACAGCGGGUUAUCUUUAGUCGCCGUUUCAGACAAGAAGGUGAAUCUGUUAGUCAUUUCGAAUUUGCUUUGCGCGAAAUUGCAGGUCUCUGUGACUUUAGUGACAACUUAGACGAACAGCUGAGAGAUCAGUUUGUUCUGGGCAUCAACAAUGAUCGCUGGCAACUUGAACUUUUGCGCUUACAUGCUACGACAGAUACUACAUUUGAACAAGUCACAAACACCGCUACUUUAUUGGAAAAUGUUGACAAUCAACAGUCACAAUUCCGUAAUACACGUUCAGUCAACAGAAUAAGCAACAGGAACAAGAAGAAUGCUUUCGAAACGAUACCGUUGAAACAAGAAACAAAAGGAAACACUUCGAAACAAAACAUCUUACAUCUUAACAAGAGAACUGACUGCAUUCGGUGUGGUUACAAGAAACAUACACAAGGAACGAGCUGUCCCGCUGUCGAUGCCACUUGCAACGCCUGUGGAGGACUGAAUCAUUUUGCACGCACUUGUCUUAAAGUGGGUAAUGCAGUCAUUAUCAAAGAAGUUUUCAGUCCCUCUUUAGGUACGAUUAAAAAUCACAAGGUAUCUUUUCACAUGGCUUCAAAUGCAGCUCCUGUAGUUUCAAAACCACGGCCAGUUCCUUUUGCUUUACGGGAACCUGUGGAAAAUGAAAUUCAACGAUUAGUAGACAGUGGAGUUUUAGAACCAGUCGAUGCCAGGAAUGAACCUAUCAUUUGGGCUUCGCCCAUAGUAAUAGUGGUAAAACCGUCUGGAGCUAUCCGCAUAUGCGCGGAUUUCAAAAAUACUAUAAACAAACAUAUGCUCCCCGAUAAAUAUCCUAUGCCUACAUUCGAAGAGAUCACCUCAAAACUUACAGGUGGCCAGGAAUUCUCCGUCAUAGAUCUCAAAGAUGCAUAUCUGCAGAUGGAGGUCGAACCAUCGGCACAACAGUACCUGAUUAUUUCUACUCACAAAGGAUUUUUCAAGUACAAACGCUUACCCUUCGGAAUCAAAAUUGCCACCGGGGUUUUUCAAUGCAAGAUGGAUCAAGUACUGGCAGGCUUACAUGGAGUCGCUUGUCUCCUUGACGACGUCAUAGUCACAGCCCCAACGAGAGAGGAACAUAUAGAACGUGUCAAAGAAGUGUUAAGACGUUUUCAAGAAUCUGGAAUUCGUGUCCAGACAUCAAAAUGUAAAUGGUUUCAAGAUUCCGUUAACUAUUUGGGUCACAGAAUUGAUAGAGCUGGUAUACAUCCAACGACAGAACAUCUGGAAGCAGUGAAAAACAUGCAAUCACCGAAAAAUGUGAAAGAGUUAAGAUCAUUUCUUGGGUCGAUCAAUUACUACAGUAAAUUUAUUCCCCAUUUACAGUCCUUGUGUGUUCCAUUACACAAACUGCUAAAGAAAGGCGUGAAAUGGCAUUGGAACGAAAACCAUGAACAGGUAGCAGCAAAAUUGAGGCAUCUUCUUACUACAACAGACACGUUGGCUCACUAUGACGAAUCCCUACCUCUCAUCCUCGCAACUGAUGCGAGUGAUAUUGUUGUUGGAGCUGCUCUUUUCCAAAAGUAUCCUGAUGGGACUGAAAAACCUUUAGCUUUUGCGUCAAGGCGCCUUGAUCAUGCUGAGUGCCGAUACAGCGUGAUAGAAAAGGAGGCGUUAGGUUUGGUUUUUGGAGUAACUCGUUUUGAACAGUACCUUUAUGGUAGACAUUUCGAAGUUCGAACGGACCAUAAAGCAUUGGUUAAAGUCUUCGGUGAACAUGAUUCAAUUCCGAAGGUAGUUUCAAAUCGAAUCGCUAGAUGGGCAUUAACACUGAGUGCCUAUGACUACUCGAUCAACUAUCAACAGGGCAAAGAUAACAAAACAGCCGAUCUAUUAUCAAGAUUUCCCUUGCAAAAUACGAUAAAAUCUACAGAGGAAGACCAGGGUGGCAGUAACAAAGCACACCUUUUCCAUUUGCGUUCACAGGAUCUACCAAUAUCGACAAAGUGUUUGCAAGAAGCGACAAAAACUGAUCCAAUACUUUCAAAAGUAGUAAACUAUUUAAAAAGGGGUUGUUGGCCUUUGGAAAAUAAUGAAGACACUAACCUACAACCGUACUACAGCAAACGUGAAGAACUUUCCUUUGAGAAUGGAAUUCUACUUUGGUUUGGGAGAUUGGUCAUACCUGUGAAACUUAGAUCAAGAGUGAUGGAAAUACUACAUGAGGGACAUCCAGGUAUUGUAGCUAUGAAAGGGAAGGCACGUUUUCAAGUCUGGUGGCCUAAACUGGACAAGGACUUGGAAGAACACACUAGACAUUGCAAUGGAUGUCAAGAAAACAGAAGCAAAGAUCCUGAAAUGCCGUUAUUCUCAUGGCCUGUUCCUGGAGAAGUUUGGUCACGGAUCCACAUCGAUUUUGCCGGACCCUUCAUGGGGAAAAUGUGGUUGAUUGUAGUAGAUGCUCGGUCAAAAUGGCUUGAAGUAUUCCCGAUGUCGUCAACUUCAACAAAGUCAACGAUCAAAGCUUUAGAAGAGUUAUUUUCAAGAUUUGGCUAUCCAAGGGUAAUUGUAAGCGAUAAUGGACCACAGCUAACAUCCUACGAGUUUCAAACCUUUUGUAAGAGCCUAAACAUUAAACAUGCUCGAAUCACCCCCUAUCACCCAAAAAGCAAUGGGUUAGCGGAACGAUGUGUUCGUACAUUCAAAGAACGCAUGAAUGCUUCAAAAGGAAAUGCUGGGACUUUCCAAGAAAAACUCAACAGCUUUUUAUUUGCUUACAGAACGUCACUGAGAAGAUCUACUGGAAAAACUCCAGCAUUUAUGAUGUUUGGUCGCGAAUUACGCUCCAAAUUAGACAUGUUGUUUCCUGACGUUGAGCAGAAAAACGACGAAGAGUUGGUUCAACAGCGGCUACAAAAACCUGGAUCAAAAGAAAAAGUUUUUAAAGAGGACGACAAUGUAUGGGUACUAGACAAAUCUGGAGCUGGGUUCAAGAAAGGAACGAUUGUGAAAGUGAAUGGUCCUUACUCAUAUGUAGUAAAUACAAAUGGACUAAAUAGACGAUGCCACGCAGAUCAACUUCGUCUGGCUUAA
This is a messenger RNA of Macrosteles quadrilineatus (aster leafhopper), 3351 nucleotides long. RefSeq lists its product as uncharacterized. The record is from RefSeq and is a predicted model, not a curated record. NCBI's taxonomy places the organism in Eukaryota, Metazoa, Arthropoda, Insecta, Hemiptera, Cicadellidae. The transcript is spliced from 2 exons. The coding region runs from base 1 to 3351 and encodes 1116 amino acids. Gene Ontology annotation, biological process: DNA integration. Gene Ontology annotation, molecular function: nucleic acid binding.